Molecule: messenger RNA, 3279 nt
Organism: Lodderomyces orthopsilosis Co 90-125
Lineage: Eukaryota; Fungi; Ascomycota; Pichiomycetes; Serinales; Debaryomycetaceae
Gene: MRR1
Product: Mrr1p
Exons: 1
Coding region: 1-3279 (1092 amino acids)
Biological process (GO): DNA-templated transcription; positive regulation of transcription by RNA polymerase II
Cellular component (GO): nucleus
Molecular function (GO): DNA-binding transcription factor activity, RNA polymerase II-specific; DNA binding; zinc ion binding
Source: RefSeq, a predicted model, not a curated record
AUGUCAGCAUUAGCAGAUAUCCCACAUCCUCCAACAACCGAGAUAAAGGAGGAACAAAACCGACCAGCACAACAACCACGCAGGAGAAAACGGCCGAGUUCCGUUUGCAUAAAUUGUAAAAAAAGGAAAAUCAAGUGUGAUCGACAGCUACCAUGCUCAAACUGUGUGAAGGCCAGAGGUAAUAUCCAGUGUUGUUAUGAUGAGGAAGGGUUCAAUGAUUUAGCACAAAAGUUGGAUCCAGAGGUUCAGCCAUAUGAACAAAGCGCCAAACAACCAUUGCAAUUCGUUAACAGUGUAUCCCCUAGUAGUUCGAGAAGUUCGCAUGUCACAUCCAGUAGAAAGAGAAGUAAUGCCAGCUACGAAGAGAACAAGUCCAAAAAGUCGAAGGAUGCGUCCGACCAACUUUCCAACUCCUUACUUGAAAUCAAAAUGUUGAAAGAAAGAUUGGAAUCCAUUGAAAACAAUCUCCACCAAAAUGGGCCAAAUAGUGAAAACUCCCCAAGUUAUCAACCACCAGCUAACAAAAACUUUCUGUUUGCUCAAACUACGCCAUUCUCGGUUCCUUCACCAGUGUUGCCACGUCCAACAAUCCAACCUCUGUUAUCUACUAUUUACAAUUUGUCAAACACGAGAACUCCAUCAACAAUACAGUUACCAUCUUUGAGAGAUCACAUGCCACCUCAUGAGUCGCCAAUGGGUAGUUCAAUUACAGGUAAUCUGGUGGCAUCCACAGCCACCUCGCCAAAUUAUGUUCCUCCCGAGUCAAGAACCAAUUUACUAGGAGUUAACCCUUACCUAAACGAAAUGGAAACUAUUAAUUUUUAUGACGAUUACUCUUCAGUUUGUUGCAAAGAUUUUAUGAGGGUUAAUUAUGGACCUUUUGCUUGGACUUCGAUGAUGAAGCGGGAUGAGGGCUUGAAUACGCUUUGGGAAUACAUUAGUAAGCAGAAAGAAAGCUCACAGAACUUUGUUGUUUGCCCGGUCGGCAAUGAAGUAACCCAAGAGAAUACGCAAGUGGUUAUCAGUGACAACAAUGAAUCAGAUAUGAAAUUUCGUAAACGUAUGUUGGAAAGCAAUGGGUAUAAUGAUGUGGUACCUUAUAAUAUGCUAAAGUCAAAAUUAAAAUCAAAAGCUAACAAGGAGACGUUGCAAUUAGAAUUGACGUUGUUUGAUAAUCAGCUUGGUUGUGAGUUGCUAUUGAUUGAUAGAAUACGGAGGACUCUUCCCAGUAAGAAAGUGGUUUGGAAAUUGAUUGAUAGAUUUUUUGAAUGGUGCUAUCCAUUUAUGCCUUUUUUAGAUGAAGAAGAAUUUAUUGAAUGGACGGAAAGGGUCAUUGGACCUCGAUCAUACGACGAUGUUUCGUUUAAAGAUUUGAAGAUUGAAAAGAGGUUGGACUUGGCCCUAGUGGGGACGUUGUUGAUAGCAAUGAGGUUGGCUUAUUUAUCUCUAUUUUCAAAUAAAGCGCUGGUGAAUGAAGAGAGAAUAAACACAACUGAUCUCAGCCCAAAAGCUCAAGACAUGAAGUAUCUAAUGCAAAAUCCUAUUGGCAUUGAGAGUAUUGAAAUUGCUCGUUACUGCUUCUAUCAGUUUGAUAUAUUGAGAAGAGCAAAUUUGCCCUUGAUUCAAUUGGCAUUGUUUAUGAAGAUUUACUACAUGUUUGCUCCAGAAGAUGGCGAUGACGGUGAUGGGGCAGAUUCAAAUGGUUUAUCUGCGUUAGUUGUUCAAAUGGCAUACUCCUUGGGACUCAAUCGUGAACCAGAAAAUUUUCCAGACGUAUUGACCGAUAAGAGAAAGAACCAUAUUGGUAGAAAGAUUUGGUUUCUUAUUGUCAUGUCUGAUGUUCAUCAGGCAUAUACUUAUGGAAGCCCCAUGCUUAUAUGUCCUGACAGCUACGAUACUAAAUUUCCCUUCUCAAAUGAGGAAAAUUCGAAUUUGAAAGACAAGAAUUUGGACAAGUAUAUCACCGAGUUGUACUUUGCGAAAGAUGCGGGAAUGCAAAAUGUUUUAAGGCAGCUCCUUAACAGAAUCCUUAGCUUGACAGGAAGAACCAAACUCAGUGAGUUAACUAAGUUAAUCAGUGAGCUUGAAGUAAGAAUGGGUCAAAUUUAUGGCUCAUUAAAGGAUUGCUUGCAGGCAAACACGUACAACACUCAUGUGUUUGCAAGAAACUUUCCUGCUAAACAUUACAUCUCCUUGAAGUCAUUUCUUGUGUCGACUUUUUAUCAUAUUUUUCUUCAUUAUGAAAACAAAGAUGUUCAGCUAACAUACUUUUACCUUAAGAAAAUAGUGCAGAUUGCUGCUAACGAUUUGAUGCCACACUACUUUGAAUUGAUGGGCAACAGUGCUGUAAUUUGCGAUAUGUUUAUUAAUCCCAAAUUGCAGCAUAUCAUUCACAAAUUGAAUCAGCUUAAUAUUGCUGUGAUAAUCAGAGUCAACUUGACCAUUUACAGGUUAAAGUCAAAACCUGAACAUGAAUCAAGGUGCUUGUCCGACAGUGCAUACUAUGAAUAUUACAAGGAGUUGUGUAGGUUCUCCUCCUGCCUAACCAGAUCUGCAGAAGUCUCAAUAGCAGCAGUAUCUAAAUUGAGUUCCAGGUAUUUUUACGCAUGGAAAUUGACAAAGAGCCAUUCGUAUUUUUUGAAAGUGGUCACUUCAAUGGACUUUUACAAUGAUGAAUUGGUCAAAGCUAAUCCCAAAGUCAAACUUCCUGACUUCUCCACUGCUCAGAUCAGAGACUUGGUCAAUUUGUGCGAAGGCACUUUGCGUAAAUUAGGUAAGGUCGAUAUGAUGGGUAAGGAAUUCUGCAACGAUGUAAAUUACAAUCAAUAUACCAACAAUGACGUGUCAUCGACCUCAUCAACAUCAAAGGACACGGACAACUUGUCAACUCCAACUAGUGAUACUUCAAUCGGAGAAUUCACCAAGGAAUUUGGCUUGGAUUAUCUCAACAGUGAAGAGAUUGAUCGAAUUUGGUUGCAAAUGUUGUCACAAAAUCAACAACAGCAGAACCAACAGAUUAACUAUGGAACUCCGCAGCCAAAUUUGCAACAGCAGCAGCAACAGCAGCAGCAGCAACAGCCUGUUGGAACUUCGGGUCCAUAUGGCCAGCCACAACGAGGGUAUGGAAUGUCAUCUGUGCCCAAUUGGCAAGGUGGAGCUGUGUUUAACCCAUAUGAUGUGCCUGUGACGCCAGGCUUUGUUACAAACGGAGGAUUGGAUGAUAUCAACCUGUUUGACUUUUUCAACGAUUUACCUCUUGAUCAAGUGUUUUCUAGUUAA